UCUAAGAAUCUUCUCUUUCUCUCUCUUAUAUAAAACUCCAUAUAUCAAGUCUUUUAUUGUUGUUGUCAGUGACUUUUUGUAAUUACUUUCUGAUUUCCAAACCUACAACAGCUGCAACUGCAAGUUUCUGAGCUGAAAAAAGUUCCACUUGUUAACAACUACUGUUGUUGUUGUCAACAUGUGUGUGCAAGAGGAUGAACAAGUUGAUCAAGAUAAUGAUAAAACAAUUUCAUGGCCUUUGCAUUGUGAUCUAUUGCAUGCCCAGAUGGAUAAUUCAGAAAAAGACUCUUCUUUUGGUGUUUCCAAUGCCCAAAUCAGUGUUGCAGAUUCAUUUCCUCUGGAAAGUAUUUGUGAAGAUGCAGUGAUUACAGAGAAAAAACAGAAUGUGGUGAAUUUUGUCCCAACGCUUCGGUCAGGAGAGUGGUCUGAUAUCGGAGGUCGGCCUUACAUGGAGGAUACUCACAUAUGCAUCGGAGACUUGGCGAAGAAAUUCGGUUAUGAUGCUGUCUGCGACAAAGCUGUUUCCUUUUAUGGUGUAUUUGAUGGACAUGGAGGGAAGAGUGCUGCACAAUUUGUUCGCGAUCAUCUUCCGAGGGUGAUUGUUGAGGAUUCUGACUUUCCUCUUGAACUUGAGAAGGUGGUCACGAGGUCGUUUUUGGAGACUGAUUCGGAGUUUGCGAAAACAUGCUCUGCUGAGUCUUCCCUUUCUUCUGGUACAACGGCAUUGACUGCAAUUAUAUUUGGAAGAUCUCUACUCGUGGCUAAUGCUGGAGACUGUCGCGCUGUUUUGUCCCGGGCUGGAGGAGCUAUAGAAAUGUCCAAAGAUCACAAUCCCUUAUGCAUGAAAGAAAGGAUGAGGAUUGAGUCGCUCGGCGGAUUUGUCAAUGAUGGUUACUUGAACGGACAGUUAGGCGUGACGCGUGCUCUAGGAAACUGGCAUCUUGAAGGAAUGAAGGAAAUGAGUGGAAGAGGUGGACCAUUGAGUGCUGAGCCAGAACUUAAACUGAUAACAUUGACGAAAGACGACGAGUUUUUGAUAAUCGGAAGCGACGGAAUAUGGGAAGUUUUUCGUAGCCAAAAUGCGGUCGAUUUUGCUAGGAGGAGGCUUCAACAGCAUAAUGAUGUUAAACAAUGUUGCAAGGAAAUAGUAGGUGAAGCAAUAAAGAGAGGUGCAACAGAUAAUUUAACUGUUGUGAUGGUGUGUUUUCAAUCAGAUCCACCACCAGCUAUGAUUAUUGAAAGGCCUAAUAGAUUUAGGAGAAGUAUAUCUGCUGAGGGACUUCAAAAUCUUAAAUGCCUGCUAGAAGGAUAGAUUAUUCUUCUCAGCAACACCUUUGUUUUUGUGAGGUGAAAUUGUUAUGUACAUAAAUUCAUGUAUGUCUUUAUCUUGUGCUUGUGCUGAUCAGUGAUCACUGGUGAGGUAGAUAAAAUAAUGCACUAAUGGGGCUAAAUUCAAAUUCAAAUAAAAUGUAUACUAUUGUAUGAUUGUUUUUCCCAUUAUUAAUGGGAAUGAGAGACAUGAGCAUGUAUAUCAUGAAACACAAUGUUAUAUUUAUAAUUUUUUAAAUUCUCCUUGGGAGAGUCAUGAACAACAUUGUAAAUGGACUCCACACUGAUAGUUUUG
This is a messenger RNA of Vicia villosa (hairy vetch), 1624 nucleotides long. RefSeq names its product probable protein phosphatase 2C 27. The record is from RefSeq and is a predicted model, not a curated record. The transcript has 3 exons. Lineage: Eukaryota; Viridiplantae; Streptophyta; Magnoliopsida; Fabales; Fabaceae. Gene Ontology annotation, biological process: protein dephosphorylation. Bases 179 to 1312 code for a protein of 377 amino acids. Gene Ontology annotation, molecular function: protein serine/threonine phosphatase activity; cation binding.